Molecule: messenger RNA, 1865 nt
Organism: Cuscuta europaea
Lineage: Eukaryota; Viridiplantae; Streptophyta; Magnoliopsida; Solanales; Convolvulaceae
Source: the annotation of a GenBank genome assembly
UAAGAUUUCCCCCACGCCGCUCUUCUUUAACGUUCGCCGUCUCAGCCUUCUCAGGUGGUGGUGAUCAAUGGCAGCUGCUUUGUUAAGGUCGUCCUUCCUAGCCCCUCACCCCCAUCCCCAACCAAAACCUCACAAACCCUCCGCCGCACGUUUCUUCACUCCCAUAAAAGCUGCUGCUAGUUCCGACGAACUCUCUGCCAUCCAAGCCCAGAAAACCCGGCGCCCCGCCGACAUCCGCGAAGAGGCGAAACGGAACUGCUCAUCCCACGGCUUUUCCGCCCGCUACGUGCCCUUCAACGCCGACCCGGACUCCAAUGAGUCUUAUUCCCUCGACGAAAUCGUCUACCGCAGCCGUUCCGGCGGAUUACUCGAUGUACAGCACGAUAUGGAUGCUCUGAAGAAGUUCGACGGGCAAUACUGGCGCUCGCUUUUCGAUUCUCGCGUCGGAAAGACGACGUGGCCGUACGGCUCCGGCGUCUGGUCUAAGAAGGAGUGGGUCCUGCCCGAAAUCGACGGCGAUGAUAUAGUGAGCGCUUUCGAGGGGAAUUCCAACCUUUUCUGGGCAGAGCGUUACGGGAAAUUGUUUUUGGGGAUGAAUGAUUUGUGGGUCAAACACUGCGGCAUUAGCCAUACUGGAAGCUUCAAAGAUCUGGGCAUGACGGUUUUGGUGAGUCAGGUUAACCGGCUGAGGAAGAUGAAGAAACCGGUGGUAGGGGUGGGGUGUGCUUCAACAGGGGACACCUCCGCUGCCCUAUCUGCUUACUGUGCGUCCGCGGGUAUCCCAUCAAUCGUCUUCCUGCCCGCGAAUCGGAUAUCCGUGGCCCAAUUGGUUCAGCCCAUCACAAACGGGGCAUUCGUGUUGAGCAUAGACACCGAUUUCGAUGGUUGUAUGCAGUUGAUUCGCGAAGUCACUUCAGAAUUGCCCAUUUACUUGGCCAAUUCUCUGAACAGUCUGAGAUUAGAGGGUCAAAAGACGGCCGCCAUUGAAAUUCUGCAGCAAUUUGACUGGGAGGUUCCAGAUUGGGUGAUAAUUCCGGGCGGAAACCUCGGGAAUAUCUAUGCAUUUUACAAGGGGUUUCACAUGUGCAAAGAAUUAGGGCUUGUGGAUAGAAUUCCUAGGCUUGUUUGUGCUCAAGCAGCUAAUGCCAAUCCUCUCUACCUCUAUUACAAAUCAGGUUGGAAGGACUUCAAAGCUGUUACGGCAGGUUCGACUUUUGCAUCUGCCAUUCAGAUUGGUGACCCUGUAUCUAUUGAUAGGGCGGUUUUCGCGCUAAAAAGUUGUAAUGGCAUUGUGGAAGAGGCGACGGAGGAGGAACUGAUGGAUGCCACAGCUCAGGCAGACUCAACGGGGAUGUUCAUAUGCCCUCACACUGGUGUGGCGUUGACUGCAUUGAUCAAGUUGAGGAAGAGCGGGGUUAUUGGGCCCACUGAUAGGACAGUGGUGGUUAAUACAGCUCAUGGCCUGAAGUUUACUCAAUCCAAGAUUGAUUAUCACUCGCAGGCCAUAAAGGACAUGGCUUGCCGUUAUGCAAACCCGCCUGUGAAUGUCAAGGCUGAUUUUGGUUCUGUCAUGGAUGUUCUUAAGACACAUUUGUUGAGCAAAGGCUCCAAGCAGUAAGUCUUUCUUUGAUUCUUGGACAGAAUUUUAAAUGCUGCUCAUGUAUUUGUGCAUGUAGAAUUCGUUUUCUACUAUUUUUUAUACUUUGUUUACUUAUCAUAUACGGAGUAGAAUUUUGUGGAAUAAAUUGUAGUGCCUGGAAUGUUUUCAAAACAUGUUCUGUAGGCUCUGAACAAGUCAUCAUGCUUUGUUCUGUACUUGUGUGCAUCUUCUUCAAUGUGUGACAAUAUCUAAUAUUAGUAUCUUG